Messenger RNA from Paraphaeosphaeria sporulosa, 1944 nucleotides. Its product is annotated as peptide transporter PTR2-A. Gene Ontology annotation, molecular function: dipeptide transmembrane transporter activity. Gene Ontology annotation, biological process: transmembrane transport; oligopeptide transport. Gene Ontology annotation, cellular component: membrane. NCBI's taxonomy places the organism in Eukaryota, Fungi, Ascomycota, Dothideomycetes, Pleosporales, Didymosphaeriaceae. The transcript has 3 exons. The coding region runs from base 1 to 1944 and encodes 647 amino acids. The record is from RefSeq and is a predicted model, not a curated record.
AUGGCACCUGUCGGCGAAGACUCCGUCAUCCAGGCGACGUCCCUGGAUCGCUCCUUCAUUGACGGCUCUGGCGACCCGGAGCGCAAGCACCCAGAGACUCAUGUCACUGGGCCGCCAGCCUACCUCCUCUCCGAGGGCAAGGCCACUCUCCAGGAGAGCUAUCUCGGCAGCGACCGUGAUGACUUCCCCACCGAGGAGCAGAUGCGCACCCUGCGCCGUGUGCCCCAGAAGAUUCCCUGGAAGAUCUUCACCAUCGCCUUUGUAGAGCUUUGCGAGCGCAUGUCCUACUAUGGUACCAUUGUUGUCUACUCCAACUUCAUCAACAAGGGCCGCGUCGACAAGGAAGGCAAUCCCACUGCCACGUCCACCGGUGCUGCCAUCAACCCCAGCAGCGAUGAGGCUCAGCCUGGUGCCCUUGGCUUGGGCAAGCAAAUUGCCUUCUCUCUGACCACCUUCAACUCGUUCUGGGUCUACGUCGUGCCUCUCUUCGGUGCCUGGGUGGCUGACAAGUACCUUGGUCGUUACAAGACCAUCUUCUACUCCGUCCUCAUUGCUGAAAUCGGUCACACCAUCCUCGUCGUCUCUGCUGCUCCCUCGAUCCUCGAUAAGCCACACACUUCCCUCGGUGUCUUCAUCGUCGGUCUGCUCAUCACUGGUUUUGGAACGGGUACCUUCAAGCCCAACAUUUCCCCGCUCAUCAUGGAGCAGAUGCCGGAUGACCCUCUCCGCGUCGAGGAGCAGAAGGGCGAGCUCGUCAUCGUCGACCCUGCCGUCACUGCCACCCGCAUCUACAACUGGUUCUACUGGUUCAUCAACUGGGGUGCGCUCGCUGGUCAACUCGGCAUGGUCUUCGCUGAACGCUACGUCGGUUUCUACUGCGCUUUCCUGAUCCCCCUCAUCUUCUUCCUGCUCAGUGUUCCCAUCUUGCUCUUCUGCAAGAAGUGGUACAAGCUCACGCCUCCUAGCGGCAGCGUGCUUGGUCCCGCUGUUAAGCUUUUGUUCAAGGCUCUCGGACACGGUUUCUCCUUGAACCCGGCCAAGACAAUCAAGAAUUGGAAGUCUGGUGAGGGUUGGGAUGCGCUUAAGCCCUCUGCUCUCGGUGCCAACAAGCCCAAGUGGUACAACUUUGACGACGCCUGGGUUGACGAGGUCCGCCGUGGUUGGGGUGCUUGCGGUGUCUUCAUGUGGGUGCCCAUCUACUGGCUCGCCUACCGCCAGAUGGACAACAACUUGACCGCUAUGUGCGCCACCAUGGCGCUGCACGGAACGCCCAACGAUCUGCUCCAAAACAUGGACCCCAUUACGCUCAUUGUUCUCGUCCCGAUCUUUGAUCUGUUCAUCUACCCCUUCCUGCGCAAGCACAAGAUCAACUUCUCCCCCAUCAAGAAGAUCACCGCCGGUUUCAUCUUCGGUGGAUUUGCCAUGCUGUGGGCAACCGUCCUCCAGCACUACGUGUACAAGACCUCUGGCUACUACGAGACCGGCGACCCAGACUACAAGUCUCCCAUCAACGUGUGGGCCGUGACUGGUGUCUAUGUCCUCGUUGCCAUCUCCGAGAUCUUCGCCUCCGUGACCACUCUUGAGUACGCCUACACCAAGGCCCCCAAGAACAUGAAGUCCCUCGUCAUGGGUGUACAGUGCUUCACCACGGCUUUCUCCGCCGCUCUUGCCCAGGCAUUCACCCCGCUCACCAACGACCCUCACCUCGUCUGGAACUACGGCUCUGUCACCAUCAUCUCCUUCGUCGUCGGCAUCCUGUUCUACAUUGUCUACUACAAGACGGACCAGGCCGACCAAGAGCUCAACAUGCUUCCCACCGGCCACUUCGGUAACCCCGACCAGGCUGUCGACGUCGAACGCCGCAUGAGCACUGCCGCCGAGAGGCGCGCCAGCGCCGUCGACGAGAAGAAGAUCUCGUCUGAGCCCGUCCCCGAGAAGAUCUAG